This is a messenger RNA of Phytomonas sp. EM1, 772 nucleotides long. The record is from the annotation of a GenBank genome assembly. NCBI's taxonomy places the organism in Eukaryota, Euglenozoa, Kinetoplastea, Trypanosomatida, Trypanosomatidae.
GAUUACCCAACGUUUUUUGGUCUCUAAGUAUAGGAAAUGGAUGCCUCGAUAGGAAAACGGAACUUAAUUGUCGACGAGAGCUAUUCCAGAGCAGAUACCUCUCUGUGGGAUGAUAGCGAUCUGGUGCGGUUGUGGAACGAGCAGCUGAAGGUGAUGAACAGCAAGGAAGGGACCGGUCGGCUGAGCUUACCGCGAGAGCCCUCUCUUUCGCAGGGGAGUGGAGCCGAGGCGGAUUCCCACGCCGAGUCUAGUAGCCGCGCGAGCGAAUCGGUUGAGAGGAGCACGCCGUCUCCCACCGUGACGGCGAGCGAGGCGUCGUAUCCCGGAAUCACCGACCGCGAGCCUCAUAAGCGCGCACGCCAAGAGCCUGGGAAUGCCCUUGCUUUGCAAACUACGCUUCCUAUCGCCCAUUUACCCCGUGAGGUGCGGCAGCUGGUAGUUUCUUUCUACACUGCUGGGUAUGAAGCGGGCAGGUAUGCCGCCUGCAAUGAGGCGCGUCAAGGGAAAGAGAAACGAAGCCGUCAUUGAAUUGGAGAUCGCAAAGGAGGAGAAAGGGUGGAUGGAAUAUCACACCCGUGCCUUGGGGGACUUGGGGGUGUCCAUGGGGGAUGGUUAGACGCAUAUCCGAUAGAAAGAAGUUGCGAUUCUAAUGAAGAAUGUUGGCUCGAUUUUGUUUUUUUUGUUUCGAAUGCCAUGUUGGGGAGCGCGUUGUUUUCAAGGUUAUAAGUGGGCAAAUAGAAGGAAAGGAGUUUCCUUUUCACAUGGUAUUUGU